This is a messenger RNA of Helobdella robusta, 1053 nucleotides long. RefSeq lists its product as hypothetical. The transcript is spliced from 9 exons. Gene Ontology annotation, molecular function: RNA binding; structural constituent of ribosome. Bases 1 to 1053 code for a protein of 350 amino acids. The record is from RefSeq and is a predicted model, not a curated record. Gene Ontology annotation, biological process: translation. NCBI's taxonomy places the organism in Eukaryota, Metazoa, Annelida, Clitellata, Rhynchobdellida, Glossiphoniidae. Gene Ontology annotation, cellular component: ribosome.
AUGCAUUUGACACUCCUGAGAAACAAUUUGCUCAUCCUUAAAACUCUGUCAAUUAUUUAUUCAUUACCAGUGCCUGCGUCAGAUUUGUGGGAAGGUGUUGUGAGUGUCAGUAAUGCUGGUAAGAAAAAAGGGAGAGGCAAAAGAGUUGGCAGGAAGAAGGUCACCGAUCUGAACAGGGGACAGACUAUUGGCGCUGGUCGUGAGAACAUGUUGUGGCCUGGUCUGAACAGUCCCAUCUUGAAGGGGAAGGCCAUUGUUUCCAGGCAAAAACUUCCACCUGAUCCAGAAAAAGCUCAAGAGAUUGUUAGAAUGAGAGAUCAAAUGAGCAAGGUUCGAUAUCCAGCACUGCCUCCCCUACUGAGAGGUUAUUCAGGGUCAAAGUUCAAUGGUCAGAGUGUGGGACCUCCUGACCCCGUUGCUGACUAUACAUUUGAUGAUUUUGACACGAGGGUCCUUGAGUUCAAGACAGUAUGCAACAUGACAGGCACCCUAGGCAGGAAGAUGAGGUUUUCUGCAUUUGUUGUCACUGGCAACAAAAACGGAGUAGCAGGCUAUGGGUUGGGCAAGGCACUAAAUGCAAAGGCUGCCAUCAGAGUUGCCAAAAAUAAGGCAGCCCAGAAGCUGGUGUACGUGCCGAGGUUUGAGGAUCACACAGUCUACCACAACAUGUUCGCUCAAUACCACAGGUCCAAAAUAUUCAUUCACAAGAAGGAAAGAGGUUAUGGUCUGAGGUGCCACAGAGUAUUGAAGACAAUUUGUGACUUGCUGGGCAUCAAAGAUUUGCACUGCAAAGUUGAAAAUAGCACAAAAAAUGUCCAAAGUGUUACAAGGGCAUUUUUUGAUGCGGUUACACAUCAGGAGACCCAUGCAGAGUUGGCAGAAAGAAUGGGCUACCACGUGGUCGAGAUGAAGAAGGAGGAGGAUUACUUCCCUCGUCUGAUUGCUUCACCUUCAACUCCUGCUAAUAAGAAGCCAAUUGAAGAUGAAGUUGAAGACCUUGAAGUUUGUGCUUGCCAUGCCUUGAUUGUUGAAGCAUUUUCGCUAUGCUUUUAA